CAAAUCCCAGUGCUGCCAUUGCUGGGCCCUUGAGCAAGGCGCUUAACUCUCAACUGCUCAGUUGUAUAAAUGAGAUAAAUGUAAGUCACUUUGGAUAAGUGUGUCUGCCAAAUGCUUUAUGAAUUCGACAAAGCUGCACAAUGGGAGUCAGUGGCACCAUGUUUUCCACCCAUAAGUACAGGUAGAGGGGUCAUCAUUCCUCUACUACCCCUGAUUUAUUUAUAUCUACUGUAUAAUUCGUGAGAACGUGCAAACUAAGAGUGCAAUUGUACAAGAAACUGUUUCUUAUGACGACAUGGUUGAGAAACGCCAGAGGGCGCUGUCCGAUCGAGGAUUAGCAGUGUAUCUGUGAUCAGUUUGUGUUCCUGCCUGAGCUUUCCAGUGCGAUCGAUUAAUCAUCCUGCGCUUCAGGAAGCGGCUAUGUGCACGUGGGAAAUGUCUCUCAUACACGGCGUAUACCGACUCCUUAUUUGUUAGGUUGAUGGUUGUUGUGUUCCUUUCGUUAACCAUCUUCACUGAAUGGUUUUCAGUGUGAAAUAUUCGCUCAUAACCGAAUCAUCAGAUCAGUCCCGAGUGUGUAAAUGGCGGACUCGCUGGUGGAUGUAGAGUGCAGAAUAAGUGAGGGAGAUUACGUGGUUUUGAAAAGAGGAGAUGUCUACAAAUCCGUGCAGGUGCAGACGAAGAAGAAAAUCAUAUUUGAGAAGCAGUGGAUCUUUUUGGAUGCUGCCAUCGGGGAACUGUACGGCUCGACUUUUGAAGUGGACGCUGGAGGAAAACUAGGUCUACGAAAGCCAAAAAACACUGAAGACGACUCCACAGAGGCCAAAGAAGCAGGCCAAGAUAACAGACACAUUGUAGAUGAUGGCAAAUCACAGAAACUGACCAGAGAUGAUAUCGAAUCGCUGAAAGGGCAGGGGAUGAAGGGCCAGGAAAUAAUUCAGCAGCUCAUAAACAACAGUACAACAUUCAGGGAUAAAACUGAAUUUGCUCAGGAGAAAUACAUCAAGAAGAAAAAGAAGAAGUAUGAGAGCAAGAUCACAGUACUGAAGCCUACCUCCCGUAUACUGGCAAUGAUGUACCAUGGCAGAGAACCUGGAAAAGUAUGUCACCUGAGAUAUGACACUUUGGCUCAAAUGCUGACUCUGGGGAACAUUCAUGCAGGAAGUAAGAUCAUCGUGUUUGAGACGUGCGCUGGACUCGUCCUCGGUUCUGUCAUGGAGAGAAUGGGAGGUCAUGGCUCAGUGAUCCAGAUGUAUCCAGGUGGUGGACCCGUCAGAGCAGGCAUGGAGAGCUUUGGCUUCCCUUCACACUUCCACGAUACGUUAAACGAAUUUCCCUUGUGUAAGGUGAACGCGCUGCUGUCAGGAACACUGAACGUUGACGAGAAAGACAGGGAUUCUGGAAAGUCAGAAGAACAGCCUGCUGCACCUUCCUCAGGCGGCUCUGAGUCACAGAGCAUGGAGGUGAGCACAGACCCAGCCGAGGCCAAGAAGAUGGAGGAGAGAGAGAGGCUGCGUGAGCAAAGGGCACAAGAGAAGAAGGUAAGGAUGGAGGAGAAGAGGAAGAGGCUGGCUGCCGCCGCUGCGCUGCUGGAGGGGCGAAACGCAGACGGGUUAGUGAUCGCCAGCCGCUUCCACCCUUGUCCUGUGCUGCUGGGUUUACUCAGAUUUGUGGCACCAUCCAGACCAUUUGUAGUGUAUUGCCAGUACAGAGAGCCGUUAAUUGAAUGUUACACAAAGCUCAGGGAGCAGGGUGGAGCCAUUAAUCUCAAAUUGACAGAUUCCUGGCUCAGGCAUUACCAGGUGUUGCCCAAUAGAACUCAUCCAGUGUUGUUGAUGAGUGGAGGUGGAGGAUACCUGCUGUCUGGAAUCACAGUCUCUGCAGAUGCUGCCACAUCAGGAGCUCCACGGAAAACCGGCGAGCCAGCUGCCAAGAGGAUCAAGCUAGAUGAUUAGCAGCUUGAGUAACAGUUCUGCGUAGCCUUUUUAUUUGGUCUAAAUUAUUUUAAUGAGAAUAAACCAAAUUGCUCCCUCUCCAUGGAGAAAUCCUAUUAUACAUGCCUGUUUAAGUUGCUAGUCUUUAUUAGUUCAUUUGCUUUUUUUUAUCCUUGUUUUCCUGAGGGUCAGUCUUUCAUCAAGGAGCUACUUAACAUCUUUUAUUUAAGAUCCAUGAGUGUAAAUAACUGCACUUUCAACAGCUAUUGUAGUAGUGCGGUAAUAAUCAAUAAAAUGUGACAUUAAUGGAAAUAUAGCAUUGUGCUUUCCCUCAAUAUUAAGCCAUAAUUUCUCAGAUUAAAAGUGCUUGACAGGUUUUGGUCCCACUGCAACAUGCUUUUAUUAGAUGCAUUCAACCAUAGCAAACAAGAAUAUAUAGGAGGGUAAUACAGACUUAGGAACAAGUAUUAAACAGGUGGCAUGCACUUAGUUUUUAACACAAUUACAAGAUAAACAAUAAUCAGUAUUCAUUUUUUUAUAUGUUUUCUUUAGAUAAUUCUUUCUUACAGAUAAAGAUUAAUCGAAUACAUAUUUAGGCUGUAUAUUGUUAAAGCAGGCAUCUAUUAUAAGUGUCGAAUGUGUUCACAUUUAAAAAGUGCUCUAAACAAACACAGUUAAGAGUGCAUUAAUUAUCCAAAAGCAGCCCAAAGCAACAUCAUACAAAGCUUCUGGAAAGUCAUAUUAAGGGGGUGUCAGAUGUUUCUCGUAUGGUUGGUUCACUUCUCGUUUCAACCAAGGCUAGUUUAUUUGUGCUCGUUGCUCCACGGAGGCAAGUUUCUCAAGUUCUUUCAGCUGAGAAGAGAGAACACACAU
Messenger RNA from Ictalurus furcatus (blue catfish), 2807 nucleotides. It is a transcript of the gene trmt6, whose product is annotated as tRNA methyltransferase 6 non-catalytic subunit. The coding region runs from base 582 to 1955 and encodes 457 amino acids. NCBI's taxonomy places the organism in Eukaryota, Metazoa, Chordata, Actinopteri, Siluriformes, Ictaluridae. Gene Ontology annotation, cellular component: tRNA (m1A) methyltransferase complex; nucleus. The transcript is spliced from 11 exons. Gene Ontology annotation, biological process: tRNA methylation. The record is from RefSeq and is a predicted model, not a curated record.